AUGGACGUGGACGUGGACGUGGACGUGGACGUGGACGUGGACGUGGACGUGGACAUGGACGUGGACGUGGACGUUGACGUGGACGUGGACGUGGACGUGGACGUGGACGUGGACGUGGACGUGGACGUGGACGUGGACGUGGACGUGGACCUGGUCGUGGACGUGGACCUGGUCGUGGACGUGGACGUGGACGUGGACGUGGACGUGGAAGUGGACGUGGACGUGGACGUGGUCGUGGACGUGGACGUGGACGUGGACGUGGACGUGGACGUGGACGUGGGCAUGGACGUGGACGUGGACGUGGACGUGGUCAUGGACGUGGAGGACUUGGACGUGGACGUGGACGUGGACGUGGUCGUGGACGUGGACGUGGACGUGGUCGUGGUUGUGGACGUGGACGUAGACGUGGACGUGGUCGUCCACGACGUGGACGUAGACGUGGACGUGGACGGAGACGUGGACGUGGUCGUCCACGACGUGGACGGGGACGUGGACGUGGACGUGGACGUGGACGUGGUCGUGGUCGUGGACGUGGACGUAGACGUGGACGUGGUCGUCCACGACGUGGACGUAGACGUGGACGUGGACGGAGACGUGGACGUGGUCGUCCACGACGUGGACGUGGACGUGGACGUGGACGUGGACGCGGACGUGGAUGCGGACGUGGACGCGGACGUGGACGCGGACGUGGACGCGGACGUGGACGCGGACGUGGACGCGGACGUGGACGCGGACGUGGACGCGGACGUGGACGCGGACGUGGACGCGGACGUGGACGCGGACGUGGACGCGGACGUGGACGCGGACGUGGACGCGGACGUGGACGCGGACGUGGACGCGGACGUGGACGCGGAUGUGGACGCGGACGUGGACGUGGACGUCGACGUGGACGUCGACGUGGUCGUGGACGUGGUCGUGGACGUGGACCUGGACGUGGACCUGGACGUGGACGUGGACCUGGACGUGGACGUGGUCCUGGAUGUGGACGUGGUCGUGGACGUGGACGUGGUCGUGGCCGUGGACGUGGUCGUGGACGUGGACGUGGUCGUGGACGUGGACGUGGUCGUGGACGUGGAUGUGGACGUGGACCUGGACGUGGACGUGGACGUGGACGUGGACGUGGACGUGGACGUGGACGUGGACGUGGACGACGUGGACAUGGACGUGGACGACGUGGACGUGGACGUGGACGUGGACGUGGACGUGGACGUGGACGACGUGGACGUGGACGUGGACGUGGACGUGGACAUGGACGUGGACGUGGAUGUGGAGGUGGACGUGGAGGUGGACGUGGACGUGGACGUGGACGUGGACGUGGAGGUGGACGUGGACGUGGACGUGGACGUAGACGUUGACCUGGACGUGGACGUGGACGUGGACGUGGACGUGGACGUGGACGUGGACGUGGACGUGGAGGACUUGGACGUGGACAUGGACGUGGACGUGGACGUGGACGUGGACAUGGACUUGGACGUGGACGUGGACAUGGACGUGGACGUGGACAUGGACAUAGACGUGGACGUGGACAUGGAGGCCUUGGACGUGGACAUAGACGUGGACGUGGACGUGGACAUGAACGUGGACGUGGACAUGGACGUGGACAUGGACGUGGAUGUGGACGUGGACGUGGACAUGGACGUGGAUGUGGACGUGGACGUGGACGUGGACGUGGACAUGGACGUGGAUGUGGACGUGGACAUGGACGUGGACGUGGACGUGGACGUAGACAUGGACGUGGACGUGGACAUGGACGUGGACGUGGACGUGGACAUGGACGUGGACGUGGACGUGGACGUGGACGUCGACGUGGAGGUGGACAUGGACGUGGACGUGGACAUGGACGUGGACGUGGACGUGGACGUGGACGUGGACGUGGAGGUGGACAUGGACGUGGACAUGGUCGUGGACGUGGACGUGGACAUGGACGUGGACAUGGACGUGGACGUGGACGUGGACGUGGACGUGGACGUGGACGUGGACGUGGACGUGGACGUGGACCUGGUCGUGGACGUGGACCUGGUCAUGGACGUGGACGUGGACGUGGACGUGGACGUGGACGUGGACGUGGACGUGGACGUAGUCGUAGACGUGGACAUGGACGUGGACAUGGACGUGGACGUGGACGUGGACGUGGACGUGGUCGUGGACAUGGACCUGGACGUGGACGUGGACGUGGACGACUUGGACGUGGACAUGGACGUGGACGUGGACGUGGUCAUGGACGUGGACGUGGACGUGGACGUGGACGUGGUCCUGGUCGUGGACGUGGUCGUAGACGUGGACGUGGCCGUCCACGACGUGGACUUGCACGUGGACGUGGACGUGGACGUGGACGUGGUCGUGGACGUGGACGUGGACAUGGACGUGGUCGUGGUCGUGGUCGUGGACGUAGACGUGGUCGUGGAUGUGGACGUGGACGUGGACGCGGAGGACGUGGACGUGGACGCGGAGGACGUGGACGUGGACGUGGACGUGGACGUGGACGUGGACGUGGACAUGGACGUGGACGUGGACGUGGACGUGGACGUGGACGUGGACAUGGACGUGGACGUGGACGUGGACGUGGACAUGGUCGUGGACGUGGACGUGGACGUGGACAUGGACGUGGAGGUGGACGUGGUCGUGGACGUGGACGUGGACGUGGACGUGGACGUGGACGUGGACGUGGACGUGGUCGUGGACGUGGACGUGGACCUGGACGUGGACGUGGACGUGGACGUGGACGUGGACGUGGACGUGGACCUGGACGUGGUCGUGGACGUGGACGUGGACGUGGACGUGGACGUGGACGUGGACCUGGACGUGGUCGUGGACGUGGACCUGGACGUGGACAUGGACGUGGACAUGGACGUGGACAUGGACGUGGACAUGGACGUGGACGUGGACGUGGACGUGGACGUGGACGUCGACGUGGACGUGGACGUGGACGUGGACGUGGACGUGGACGUGGACGUGGACGUGGACGUGGACCUGGUCGUGGACGUGGACCUGGUCGUGGACGUGGACGUGGACGUGGACGUGGACGUGGAAGUGGACGUGGACGUGGACGUGGUCGUGGACGUGGACGUGGACGUGGACGUGGACGUGGACGUGGACGUGGGCAUGGACGUGGACGUGGACGUGGACGUGGUCAUGGACGUGGAGGACUUGGACGUGGACGUGGACGUGGACGUGGUCGUGGACGUGGACGUGGACGUGGUCGUGGUUGUUGACGUGGACGUAGACGUGGACGUGGUCGUCCACGACGUGGACGUAGACGUGGACGUGGACGGAGACGUGGACGUGGUCGUCCACGACGUGGACGGGGACGUGGACGUGGACGUGGACGUGGACGUGGUCGUGGUCGUGGACGUAGACGUGGACGUGGUCGUCCACGACGUGGACGUAGACGUGGACGUGGACGGAGACGUGGACGUGGUCGUCCACGACGUGGACGUGGACGUGGACGUGGACGUGGACGCGGACGUGGACGCGGACGUGGACGCGGACGUGGACGCGGACGUGGACGCGGACGUGGACGCGGACGUGGACGCGGACGUGGACGCGGACGUGGACGCGGACGUGGACGCGGACGUGGACGCGGACGUGGACGCGGACGUGGACGCGGACGUGGACGCGGACGUGGACGCGGACGUGGACGCGGACGUGGACGCGGACGUGGACGCGGACGUGGACGUCGACGUGGUCGUGGACGUGGUCGUGGACGUGGACCUGGACGUGGACCUGGACGUGGACGUGGACCUGGACGUGGACGUGGUCCUGGAUGUGGACGUGGUCGUGGACGUGGACGUGGUCGUGGCCGUGGACGUGGUCGUGGACGUGGACGUGGUCGUGGACGUGGACGUGGUCGUGGACGUGGAUGUGGACGUGGACCUGGACGUGGACGUGGACGUGGACGUGGACGUGGACGUGGACGUGGACGUGGACGUGGACGACGUGGACGUGGACGUGGACGACGUGGACGUGGACGUGGACGUGGACGUGGACGUGGACGACGUGGACGUGGACGUGGACGUGGACGUGGACAUGGACGUGGACGUGGAUGUGGAGGUGGACGUGGAGGUGGACGUGGACGUGGACGUGGACGUGGACGUGGAGGUGGACGUGGACGUGGACGUGGACGUGGACGUGGACGUUGACCUGGACGUGGACGUGGACUUGGACGUGGACGUGGACGUGGACAUGGACGUGGACGUGGACGUGGAGGACUUGGACGUGGACAUGGACGUGGACGUGGACGUGGACGUGGACAUGGACUUGGACGUGGACGUGGACAUGGACGUGGACGUGGACAUGGACAUAGACGUGGACGUGGACAUGGAGGCCUUGGACGUGGACAUGGACGUGGACGUGGACGUGGACAUGAACGUGGACGUGGACAUGGACGUGGACAUGGACGUGGAUGUGGACGUGGACGUGGACAUGGACGUGGAUGUGGACGUGGACGUGGACGUGGACGUGGACAUGGACGUGGAUGUGGACGUGGACAUGGACGUGGACGUGGACGUGGACGUAGACAUGGACGUGGACGUGGACAUGGACGUGGACGUGGACGUGGACAUGGACGUGGACGUGGACGUGGACGUGGACGUGGACGUGGAGGUGGACAUGGACGUGGACGUGGACAUGGACGUGGACGUGGACGUGGACGUGGACGUGGACGUGGAGGUGGACAUGGACGUGGACAUGGUCGUGGACGUGGACGUGGACAUGGACGUGGACAUGGACGUGGACGUGGACGUGGACGUGGACGUGGACGUGGACGUGGACGUGGACGUGGACGUGGACCUGGUCGUGGACGUGGACCUGGUCGUGGACGUGGACGUGGACGUGGACGUGGACGUGGACGUGGACGUGGACGUGGACGUAGUCGUAGACGUGGACAUGGACGUGGACAUGGACGUGGACGUGGACGUGGACGUGGACGUGGUCGUGGACAUGGACCUGGACGUGGACGUGGACGUGGCCUGCACGUGGACAUGGACGUGGACGUGGACGUGGACGUUGACGUGGACGCUGACGUGGACGUGGGUGGACUUGGACAUGGACAUGGACGUGGACGUGGACGUGGACGUGGACGUGGACGUGGACGUUGACGUGGACGUGGACGUGGACGUGGACGUGGACGUGGACGUGGACGUGGACGUGGACGUGGACGUGGACGUGGACGUGGACGUGGACGUGGACGUAGACAUGGACGUGGACGUGGACGUGGACGUGGACAUGGACGUGGACGUGGACGUGGACAUGGACGUGGACGUGGACGUGGACGUGGACGUGGACGUGGACGUGGACGUGGACGUGGACGUGGACGUGGACGUGGAGGUGGACAUGGACGUGGACGUGGACGUGGACGUGGACGUGGACGUGGACGUGGACGUGGAGGUGGACAUGGACGUGGACAUGGUCGUGGACGUGGACGUGGACAUGGACGUGGACAUGGACGUGGACGUGGACGUGGACAUGGACGUGGACGUGGACGUGGACGUGGACGUGGACGUGGACGUGGACGUGGACGUGGACGUGGACGUGGACGUGGACGUGGACGUGGACCUGGUCGUGGACGUGGACCUGGUCGUGGACGUGGACGUGGACGUGGACGUGGACGUGGAAGUGGACGUGGAUGUGGACGUGGUCGUGGACGUGGACGUGGACGUGGACGUGGACGUGGACGUGGGCAUGGACGUGGACGUGGACGUGGACGUGGUCAUGGACGUGGAGGACUUGGACGUGGACGUGGACGUGGACGUGGUCGUGGACGUGGACGUGGACGUGGUCGUGGACGUGGACCUGGACGUGGUCGUGGACGUGGACGUGGACGUGGACGUGGACGUGGACGUAGACGUGGACAUGGACGUGGACGUGGACGUGGACGUGGACGUGGACGUGGACGUGGACGUGGAUAUGGACGUGGACGUGGACGUGGACAUGGACAUGGACGUGGACGUGAAUAUGGACGUGGUCGUGGAUGUGGACGUGGACGUGGACGCGGAGGACGUGGACGUGGACACGGAGGACGUGGACGUGGACGCGGUGGACGUGGAUGUGGACGUGGACAUGGUCGUGGACGUGGACGUGGAAAUGGACGUGGACGUGGACGUGGACGUGGACGUGGACAUGGACGUGGACGUGGACGUGGACAUGGUCGUGGACGUGGACGUGGACGUGGACAUGGACAUGGACGUGGUCGUGGACAUGGACGUGGACGUGGUCGUGGACGUGGACGUGGAUGUGGACGUGGACGUGGACCUGGACGUGGACGUGGACGUGGACGUGGAUGUGGACGUGGACGUGGACCUGGACGUGGUCGUAGACGUGGACGUGGACAUGGACGUGGACGUGGACGUGGACGUGGACGUGGUCGUGGACGUGGACCUGGACGUGGACAUGGACGUGGACGUGGACGUGGUCGUGGACGUGGACCUGGACGUGGACGUGGACGUGGACGUGGACCUGGACGUGGACGUGGUCGUGGACGUGGACCUGGACGUGGACGUGGACGUGGACGUGGACCUGGACGUGGUCGUGGACGUGGACGUGGACGUGGACGUGGACGUGGACGUGGACGUGGACGUGGACGUGGACGUGGACGUGGACGUGGACGUGGAUAUGGACGUGGACGUGGACGUGGACAUGGACGUGGACAUGGACGUGGACGUGGACGUGGACGUGGACGUAGACGUGGACGUGAAUAUGGACGUGGACGUGGAUGUGGACGUGGACAGGGACGUGGACCUGGACGUGGACGUGGACGUAGUCAUGGACGUGGACAUGGACGUGGACGUGGACGUGGACAGGGACGUGGACACGGACGUGGACAUGGACGUGGACACGGACGUGGACACGGACGUGGACAUGGUUGGGACGUGGACGUGGACGUGGACGUGGACGUGGACAUGGACGUGGACGUGGGCGUGGACGUGGACGUGGACGUGGCCUGCACGUGGACAUGGACGUGGACGUGGACGUGGACGUUGA
This is a messenger RNA of Closterium sp. NIES-65, 6978 nucleotides long. NCBI's taxonomy places the organism in Eukaryota, Viridiplantae, Streptophyta, Zygnematophyceae, Desmidiales, Closteriaceae. The record is from the annotation of a GenBank genome assembly.